Molecule: messenger RNA, 1744 nt
Organism: Heterocephalus glaber (naked mole-rat)
Lineage: Eukaryota; Metazoa; Chordata; Mammalia; Rodentia; Bathyergidae
Gene: Nhej1
Product: non-homologous end joining factor 1
Biological process (GO): double-strand break repair via nonhomologous end joining
Cellular component (GO): DNA ligase IV complex; nucleus
Molecular function (GO): DNA end binding
Source: RefSeq, a predicted model, not a curated record
AAGAUCCUCUUUUGAACCUCUCUAGAGGUGGUGAGGAUCCCAGAGAUUAUAUAAGUAAAUUGAAUCCACUGAAAAGGAUAGACCCUUAGUCGACGAGAGAGAAGUAACUUCAAUUUGACAAAUUCAAACCCGGGAACUCCACUCAGCAUCUCGUCUGGUAUUCUUUCUCCUUUGCCAGGUGCCUCCUGGAAGCGCCCCUACUCCUUAGCUUCCCUGCCGGCCGCCCAGCCUCGCCUGUUGCUCUCCCACUCUCCGGGUGCGCCUUCAAUCAAAUCGGUGGGCUCCGAAGCCCCGCCCACGCCAGGCCUGGGCUCCGCCCCCGCAGACCAAGGUCGGCCUGUACUCUUGGUCUCUCAGUUUGCGCGGGCUUGCCGCGAGGAGGGUGGGAACUUUCGCAGCCGCUGACGAUGGAGGAACUGGAGCAAGGCCUGUUGAUGCAGCCAUGGGCAUGGCUACAGCUCACUGAGAACUCCCUGUUGGCCAAGGCUUACAUCACCAAGCAGGGCUAUGCCUUGCUAGUUUCGGAUCUUCAGCAUGUGUGGCAUGAACAUAUGGAUACUAGUGUGGUGAGCCAGCGAGCCAAGGAGCUGAACAAGCGCCUGACUGCCCCCCCUGUGGCUUUUCUCUGUCAUUUGGAUAAUCUGCUUCGUCCAUUGUUGAAAGAUGGUGUCCAACCCGAUGCAGCUGCUUUCUCCUGUGAUCAUGUCGCAAAGGCACUGAUUCUCCGGGUGCGGAGCGAGCUCUCUGGUCUCCCCUUCUAUUGGCAUUUUCACUGCAGUCUGGCUAGUCCUUCCUUGGUCUCCCAACAUUUGAUUCGUCCUCUGAUGGGCAUGAGUCUGGCAUUGCAAUGCCACGUGAGGGAACUAGCAACAUUGCUUCGGAUGAAAGAUCUAGAGAUCCAGGACUACCAGGAGAGUGGGGCUACACUGAGCAGAGGUCGAUUGAAGACUGAGCCAUUUGAAGAAAAUUCUUUCUUGGACCAAUUUAUGGUAGAGAAACUACCAGAGGCAUGCGAUGUCAGUGAUGGAAGGCCCUUUGUCAUGAAUCUGCAGAGUCUGUAUGUGGCAGUCACCAAACAGGAGCUCCAAGUGAGACAGAAGCGUCAAGGGGCUGGAGAUCCUCAGACCUCAAGCAGUGCCUCCCCUGGAGGAACUGAUGGCCAACUUCUGAGCCAGCCAGAACAACCAGUCUCCUCAGAAGCAUCCUCCUCAGCGCCUGAGAAAGAGCCCACUGGCACUGCAGGCCUCAUGCAGAGACCUCAGCUGUCAAAGGCCAAGAGGAAGAAGCCGAGGGGGCUCUUCAGCUAGCCUGUCAUGGUCUCAGCUUCUGGGAUAGACCAGGAGAAUAGCUUCCAAGCAUCACUGGGAAAGGAGCUCCAUGGCAGAGUGUGCCUCAGACAGACUUACAGUCAGAGGCCACUGUCGGGCAAGAGGACAAAGUUCGUGUUGACAGGCCACCUGAAUGGGACUGUUAACCAAAGGAAGCCUGGUUCAAGCCCACUGGGCACUGGUCUUCCCUGAUUGAGUGGCAGCUAGUCUCUGGGAGUCCCAUACUUUUCUCUCUUUUGGUGGAGGUUCUUCAGACCCAGGACCCUACCUUGGACUUUGGUAUAUAUAGCCAAUCUGCCAAGAGUACAACAUGCUUAGGAAACCUUGUCUACCUUUCUCCAGACUCCCUAGUCAGUCCCAGACCCUUCUCAGAGACCUGCUUCUCUCUUGGCAUAGAAUAAAAUCACUUCCAGUCC